AAUAAAACUGCAGUCAUUGGCGGAUGAAAUGACACGAAAACUCUGAAGCAAGCCUUGCUGUAGCCUGUAGCGUGCCUAAGCGCCCAUGGUCGCCACCACCACAUUGACUCAUCUCUCCCUCUCUCCCUCUCUGUCUCUCUCUCUCCAGUCCCCAGGCUUUUUAGGGUGCAAUUAAGUGGGUCGCAUUUAAGUGACUAUCAGCUUUAAAAGAUAGCAGUUAACUCGGUGUACACACUAUACACAGCGGAUUAGAAUUCAGAAGUUGAAAGUUUGAUUUGUUGUCCUGCAGGUUUUUGCAUGCCAUGUGAUGUGAAGUGGGAGUUCAAUUUAAAGAGAAGGGAUCAGAAGAUUUUCUGUGGAAAACGAAGGCUUCAUGAGACCAGAGAUUUAUCUUUUUGGAGACUCCAUAACGGAGGCCUCCUUCUGUGAUGGAGGUUGGGGUGCUUCUCUCGCCCACCAUUUUUCUCGCACGGUUGACGUGGUGCUGAGAGGGUACAGUGGGUACAAUACAAGGUGGGCUUUGGAGGUGAUAGAGAAGGUGUUUCCGGAGGUGAGUAGGGGUGGUGGUGCGCCGCUGGCUGUGACGGUGUUCUUUGGAGCAAACGACGCUUGCCUUCCCAAUAGAUGCUCUGCCUUCCAACACGUCCCUAUUCAUGAAUACAAGCAGAAUCUACACUCCAUUGUCUCCUUUCUCAAGAAGCGAUGGCCUACCACCCUUGUUCUACUUAUCACUCCUCCUCCUAUAGAUGAGGAAGGGCGCCUUCGGAAUCCUUAUGUGGAGAAUCCAAUGGGUCUUCCGGAGAGGACAAAUGAGGCAGCUGGUGCUUAUGCUAAAGCAUGUGUUGAUGUUGCGGGAGAAUGUGGGGGUCCAGUGGUGGAUAUUUGGACAAAAAUGCAGCACAUUUCUGACUGGCCAAGAGUUUGCCUAAGUGAUGGUUUGCAUCUCACCCAAAGUGGCAACAAAAUUGUGUUUGAGGAAGUUGUUGCAAGGCUAAGAGAGGAAGGCAUAAGUCUAGAAACUUUGCUGGUUGAUCUCCCACAUAUCGCUGAAAUAGACCCUAAUGACCCCUUGAAGUCUUUUUCUUAAUUGAAAUGUUCAUAAAAGCAUGUUUUGUACAACCAACUUAUAUGCCAACUAUAUUGUUAAUAGCUUUGCUUUGGCUAUAGCUGCGCCCUAGAUGAGUGGUUUUUGGUGAGAUGUCCUUAUGAUUGAAUUAUAUUGUUGAAUUGUUGGUUUUGGCUACUUGAGGGUAUUUUUUUGGCAUAUUUUAUGUGAACUUUUCCCAUAGAUGGA
Molecule: messenger RNA, 1294 nt
Organism: Vitis vinifera (wine grape)
Lineage: Eukaryota; Viridiplantae; Streptophyta; Magnoliopsida; Vitales; Vitaceae
Product: GDSL esterase/lipase At5g45920
Exons: 5
Coding region: 374-1087 (237 amino acids)
Molecular function (GO): hydrolase activity, acting on ester bonds
Source: RefSeq, a predicted model, not a curated record